AUGGAUACACCGUUUUCUGGUGACGAGCAAGCUUCUAGCUACACGAAUAUUAUCACGGGUCACGGUCAACAAUCACCUUGCGUGUCAGAGCUCACCGGUAUGGAGCCAUACUUUGCCCUCUCCUCGGGUCCUCAGGAUCAACCAUCUCAUCUAUCAUCAACUGGUCCGCUGUCUCUAGACCCAACCCUGUCACAGCACCAGGAGGACCAACAGCAGACGUCACAUCCGGCUCAUGAUGCGACUGUGUAUGCUUCCAUGACUUCAGGUUUUCCAUAUGCGCCUCGAAGUCAUCACCCAGUCUGGCCUUCACCUCCCCCAGGACCUGACGAUUAUGACAACUACUCUUACCAAAGUUCCCCAAGCAGUGGCAGUGCCCCAAUGAGCUGCUACAACCCAUCACCCAUUUCACCAAGGACGUGGUCCUCUCCAGACUUCCCUCUAUCUCAACCUUCAGAUCCUCUCCAACAGAACUCUUUCAAGAACCUCCGCAUUUACACACCGACAUCAAACGAAGGAUACCCCUUCAGAGGCCCUCGGGGCCUGACGCCUUUCUCCGGUGGCGGUAUGAAUCAGAUUUUCGAUAAUGAGAUUGAUGGCCUGCCCCAAAACUACUCCCCAGUGACAAUUCCCAGUUCAUCAGCUGGAGCACUAUCAUGCAGCGGAUCCCCGCAAGAACCUCUUCUCGGAACCCCCGUGCUCAUGAAAGCUAGACAUGAAUCACCCGCCGGUGUACCGGAGUACCGCGCGAGCUCAGAAGUGGUUCAAGAAGGCAAGGACCUUCAGGCCACAACUGCUGGUGGCGCCAAGACAGAUGAACCAUACGCCAAGCUGCUCUACCGAGCUCUGAUGAGCGUUCCGGAUCAUGCUAUGACCCUUCAAGAGAUUUACCAGUGGUUUCGUGAUAACACUGAUAAGGACAUCAAGAAGGACAAGUCAGAGAAGAGACCGGGUAAAAAUGCCGAAGGCUGGCAGAACAGCAUCCGCCACAACCUGAGUAUGAAUGAUGCUUUUGUCAAACGAGAACACAAGCUGGGGUCAGACUCGGCGUCGAGAGCAACGGAGCAGGGUUCAGGCUCGACUAAAACUGGUGAAGCUAAAAAGGCGACGGAGUGGGUGUUGGAGGAUUGGGCUGUCCUCAAUGGAGUUGAGAGCACAACAAAAUACCGCGGCAAAAACACAUCACGUCGAGGAAUUGGGCGCAAGUACCAUCACCACCCAUACGAUGACAGAUUUUCACAGCGACACAGCCCAAUUGCCGCCAAGGGAAGCUCAAUUGUCAAGGGCGAGUUCAUGACGAACGACAUGAGGAUGCGCGAACGUCAAUACCCUCAUGAAGUGAAAAUGGCACCGAGGUCCCACCAUAUCAACUUCAUCGCACCCCCUCAUCCUCAUCCCAUGCACCGAGCGACUACGAUGCCGAGCAUGUAUCAGUCACCACAGCCACAGCACCGAGGCUACGAGGAGCUGAUGAUGCCACGGGUCGGCAGAAUGCCACAGCCAGUCAUGAAGCAGGAGUAUUCUCAACCAGUCAUCAAGCAGGAGUAUUCUCCAAUGACACCCGACUCGAGUGGGUUUGGCUUCGUGCUUCCAGAGCCGAGCCUAAUACACGCGCAUACAGUCAACUCUAGCGCCAGCAACAGCAACGGCACUACCGCGUAUACGCUGCCUAGUGGCACCCAAAGCAUGUACGUUGGUUCAUCUCCGUGCGAAUAUCCGUAUGGGAUGGUAGACGUCACAGGUGUCUAUCAAGGCAGCGGUCACAAUAGCCCUGCUGGCGCUGGUGUCAGUGCUAGUGCUAGUGCUAGCGACGGAGUCAACGAACGCCUCAUAGGGAUCGGCCCUAACGACGUCUACAGCUGGAACGGCCAGGCACUCUGA
Fusarium tjaetaba is the source of this 1878-nucleotide messenger RNA. RefSeq names its product forkhead box O4. Gene Ontology annotation, biological process: regulation of transcription by RNA polymerase II. Gene Ontology annotation, cellular component: nucleus. The record is from RefSeq and is a predicted model, not a curated record. Gene Ontology annotation, molecular function: DNA-binding transcription factor activity, RNA polymerase II-specific; RNA polymerase II cis-regulatory region sequence-specific DNA binding. The coding region runs from base 1 to 1878 and encodes 625 amino acids. NCBI's taxonomy places the organism in Eukaryota, Fungi, Ascomycota, Sordariomycetes, Hypocreales, Nectriaceae. The transcript is spliced from 2 exons.